Chiloscyllium plagiosum (whitespotted bambooshark) is the source of this 993-nucleotide messenger RNA. The record is from RefSeq and is a predicted model, not a curated record. NCBI's taxonomy places the organism in Eukaryota, Metazoa, Chordata, Chondrichthyes, Orectolobiformes, Hemiscylliidae.
AUGAACAAGGCGCAAUGUCAAUGCAGCCUCUGUCUGUCCCGGGACCUCGUGACUGAGUUGUCCCAGCUGCUGGAUCGGGCCCUGAGAGCGGAGGAAGUGGGGGCCCAUCUCCUUCUGGUGUCUGAGAAGGGGACAGCGGUGUGGAACCUCAAUGUGUUUGGCUUCUUCCAGGGAGCCACUGGGGAUCUGUGUGGGAUCUCUCAGUCACCCACCCACAAAUGGAUCAGUGCCAUCUGUACAAGAUCUCAGCCCACGCAGAAGGAUUCAGGAAUAUCGCUGUCUUCCCCCAGUGAAUUCCGAGUGAGUGGCCCAAGCCAUCCUGUGGUAGCCAUUGUGGGGGAAGAUGCUGUCCUGGAGUGUUACCUUGUGCCGCAGGUAUUUGUCAACAACAUGGUGGUGCGCUGGUUUAAAUCAGACAUUCGGUUACCAGUUCACGCAUACAGAAACGGUCAAGACGACACCGCUGCUCAACAUCAGGCAUACAGGAAAAGGACUGAACUGUUUCAAGGUGAAGUAUCCCAAGGCAAAUCUAUCCUUUUAUGGUCCCUUAUCAGCCCAACCCCUCCUCUUACUGUCUCUCAGAGAUGUUUAAACGAGUGUUUAUUGAUUGUUGUAGCACUGGGCCAUGAGCACUGGAUCCAGAUCGAUGGAUACCGUAAAAAUGGAAUUCAGCUUAUGUGUGAAUCUAAUGGAUGGUUCCCACAGCCACAGAUAUCAUGGACUGGUGGGAAUGGCCAGAACCUAACAGCACAGUCUGAAAUAAACUACCGACGUGACUCGAAUGGCCUUGUCAAUGUCCAGAGCAGUGUAGCUGUAACAAAAGAUGCAACAAAUAGCUUCAAGUGUCUCAUACAGAACAAGCUGUUGAAAGAAGAACAAGAAGCAGCAAUCCAGAUAGCAGGUCGGUUCAUGAUAAAAUACAGUCUCAUUUUCAAAAUAAACACUCUGUUCACAAACUCCAUAAAAACAACUUACACAGCAGUUAGAACUUAA